AUGGCAUCAUUUGUUGCAGCCUUCGCCAAUCCAUUCAACUAUAUUGGUGGGGUGAACUUCAGCUCAGACAGAGACAUUCCAGACCUGGCCGGAAAAGUUGUGCUGGUGACGGGCGGAAACGCUGGCCUUGGUAAGGAAAGCAUUAUUCAGCUGGCGAAACAUAAUCCAAGCAAAAUAUUUCUUGCCGCUCGUUCGGAAUCCAAGGCCACGGAGGCAAUCAAGUCAAUCAAGUCAUAUAUCUCGAACGAUGUUGAGAUUGUUUGGCUGCCUUUGGACUUGGUGUCCACCAAGUCGAUUCGCAAUGCGGGCGAGCAAUUCAAUGCCCAAUCCCAACGUCUCGAUAUUCUAAUUCUAAAUGCGGGCGUCAUGUCUCUUCCCUCGGGUGAAACAGAAAUGGGUCAUGAGAUUCAACUUGGAACGAAUCAUACCGGACACUUCCUGCUCACCAAAUUGUUACUGCCAACCCUGCUCAAAACGGCCGAGGAGCCCAAUUCCGACGUCCGUGUUGUGUCACUCUCUUCUGUCGGGCACAAUCUUGCUCCAUCUUUCGAUACUUUUCUAGACCAAGAAAAACUCAAAAAUGUCAACACCAAUGCUCGUUACGGUGCCUCGAAAGCCGCAAACAUUCUUUUCGCUGCAGAACUUAGCCGCCGCUAUCCAUCCAUAACCUCGGUAUCUGUUCACCCUGGCAUCAUCUUGACAGAUCUUUACGAUCCCAUCAGCCAGCGCUCAUCUGCCAUCGCGUUGGGCUCAAAAACAAUGCGAAUCUUUGGUUCUUCGAUUCCUCAGGGCGCAUGUAAUCAGCUUUGGGCGGCUGCUGGUGCGAAGAAGCAAGACCUUGUCAAUGGAGGAUAUUAUGUCCCCAUUGGUAAUUUGAAACAUCAUAACAAGUAUGCACAGAGCGAGGAAAUGGGAAGACGGCUGUGGGAGUGGUCUGAGGCUGAAGCACAACGAUGGGGCUUCUGA
Penicillium daleae is the source of this 966-nucleotide messenger RNA. RefSeq lists its product as uncharacterized. Bases 1 to 966 code for a protein of 321 amino acids. The transcript is spliced from 2 exons. Lineage: Eukaryota; Fungi; Ascomycota; Eurotiomycetes; Eurotiales; Aspergillaceae. The record is from RefSeq and is a predicted model, not a curated record.